This is a messenger RNA of Loxodonta africana (African savanna elephant), 18917 nucleotides long. It is a transcript of the gene WDR4, whose product is annotated as WD repeat domain 4. The coding region runs from base 49 to 1290 and encodes 413 amino acids. NCBI's taxonomy places the organism in Eukaryota, Metazoa, Chordata, Mammalia, Proboscidea, Elephantidae. The record is from RefSeq and is a predicted model, not a curated record. Gene Ontology annotation, biological process: tRNA modification; RNA (guanine-N7)-methylation. The transcript is spliced from 11 exons. Gene Ontology annotation, cellular component: tRNA methyltransferase complex; nucleus; cytosol. Gene Ontology annotation, molecular function: protein binding.
AAAAGCGCCCUCGGUGCGCACGUGGGCAGCGGCGCGCCGGGUCUACACAUGGCGAGUUCGGCGGGGCUGUCGCUGUGCGGGCAGGCGCUGGUGGUGCGGGGCGGUAGCCGGUUCCUGGCCACCACUAUUGCAAAUAGCAAUGAUGACAGCAUCUUCAUAUAUGAUUGCAGUACUGCUGAGAAGAAGCCACAGGAAAAUAAAGGGGAGGACGGGCAGCCCGUGGAGAAGGGGAGCGACACGAUUCUGGCUUCCACCUUCUCUGAGUCUGGCAGCUAUUUUGCUUUGACCGAUGACAGUAAGCGUCUGAUUCUUUUCCGUACAAAACCAUGGCAAUGUCUGAGUGUCAGGACCAUGGUGAGGCGAUGCACUGCCCUGACAUUCACAGCCUCCGAGGAGAAGGUUCUCGUGGCGGACAAGUCUGGGGAUGUCUAUUCCUUCUCUGUGUUGGAGCCUCAGGGACGUGGAAAGCUCGAGCUGGGACACCUGUCUAUGCUGUUGGACGUGGCAGUGAGUCCUGAUGGCCGCUACGUGCUCACUGCAGACCGUGACGAGAAGAUUCGCGUGAGCUGGUUGGCAGCGCCCCACAGCAUUGAGUCCUUCUGCCUCGGACACACCGAGUUUGUGAGCCGGAUAUUCGUGGUGCCCGACCAUCCAGAGCUGCUGCUGUCCACCUCUGGGGAUGGUACCCUGCGGCUCUGGGAGUACCGGAGCGGGCGGGAGCUGCAUCGCUGUCUGGUGACCAGCCUGCAGGAGCCGGGCGCGCCCCAGAGAGAGAAGAGGUUCACAGCGUCCCGGAUCGCAUACUGCCGCCAGGAUAGUUGUGUGGCCCUGCAGUGUGAUGGGAUCCCUGUGGUCUACAUCUUCCAGCUGGAUGCCCUCCGGCAGCUGCUGGUUUACAAGCAGCAGCUGUCCUUCCAGCACCGGGUGUGGGACGUCGCCUUUGAGGAGACACCGGGGCUGUGGGUCCUGCAGGACUCCCGGGAAGCUCCUGUGGUGCUUUGCCAGCCGGUGCAGGGGCAGUGGCAGCCUGUUUCUGAAAAUGACGUGCUAAACAAAGUCUCCAGUCAUCUUCACGGGAAUUGGGCCAUGUUAGAAGGCUCCACUGGUGUGGGGGACAGCUUCAGCGGUCUGUACAAGGCCACCUUUGACAACAUGACGACUUACCUGAAGAAGAAGGAGGAGAGACUGCAGCAGCAGCUGGAGAAGAGGCAGCGACGGAAGAGCCCGCAGCCUGGGCCCAACGGACACACCAAGAAGCUGAAGUUGGGCGAAGCGUCCUCGGGCUGCUGAUCUCAGUGCCCGGCAGUGAGCUCACUGCCUGGAAGGAGCGAGCCAUUUCCAUGUGCCCCUCUCUCCCUGGCAUUUCCUGGAAGAAGAACAAGGUGGACGUGGUUCCUGACUGCCAUGCUCGGCGGCAGUGAGGUCCUGUCCAGGUCAGCUGGACACCCAGGGCCAGCUGGAGGCUGGACCUGCCCUCAGCUCUGAAGGAUGCCCUGUCGCCAAGCCUCCUGUCUGGGUCUCAUGCCGCCUUCUGGUUGAAGAGUAGCCAUGCAAAACUGUGUUUGCACAGCUAAAGAUGCUACAGGCUAUGUGAUGGGAUCGCCUUCAGCAUUUUAUCUGGUCCUUCACAUUGGAGGAAACCUGUGGACCUGUGUUUGUAGGAGUCUUUGAUUUUUCUACCACCCACAUAGUGAGUGUGUGCUAUACCUAUGAGCAAAAUUUUUAUGGCAGCAUGAUUCCUGUUUUAAUACCUCUCAUCCUAAAUGGUAGUACGUUGGUCAGUAGGGUAGCCACUGGCUACGCGUGGCUGUUGAAAUUUAAAUCACAUUACAAGUUCAGCCCUUCUUCACACUGGCCAUGUAUCAAGUGCUCAGUAGCCACGUGUCGCUGGUGGCUGCUGUUUUGGGUGCGCAGAUAGAGAACGUUCCCAACCUUUCAGAGUUCUGUUGGGCAGCAGUGGUACAGAAAAUGGACUCAUCUCAAGACGCAUAGGUGUGUAAGCCCUGGGGGGAACCGAAUCCUAAAGGGGAAUUGUUAGUAACUUCAUGCGUGUUUUUUUUUUAUGCGUAUUAUUUUGAUUUAAGCUUUUGUUGUGCACUCACUGCAAAGCAACAGGGCUGUCAGCUGAACUCUUAAUUACCGACCAAUAAAGAUGAGCUUUUGGCAGCUUUCUGGAACCCUUUAGCAGCAACACGCAGAGCUGAUUUCAAAAUGUAUUGAGCAACACCAUUUUGAUGAGUGUACUGUUUGUGACUGAGAGGUUCGCUUCAUAAUCUGAAAAAAAAUUUUUUUUUGAUGCUUUGGCUGUGGACAUGUCAGCUGAUAUGUCCAGCUGAGCUCAGGCAUGGGGACACGCAGCCCUGCGGUUCUGCAUGACCUUGGGGUGGGGUUUCUUGGGUACUUAGAAACCAAAUCAUUUUGAAUAUCAAAGCUGGGGUGCUUCAUGUUUUCCUAAGUGCCUGUUUUUUCUUUACAAAUUGGUCUGAUCUGAACAUGAUGCUGUUUGUCCAGUGCUUUGGACCACCCCCACAGGGAAGAACUGAAGCUGCCAGAGGCUGUGGUUGGGUAGGAUCAGUUCAGGGCAGCGGAGUGGGCCCCGGCCAGGGCCGUGGGAGGACCCUGACCUUGCUGGCACUGGGGAAGUGUCUGCUACGGGGAGUGUGUUCGUUAAUAACCCACUUUGGAAUUCUUGGGCUUAGGUAGAAAUUCAGGUUUGGGCUCAUCUAUGUUCAGGGCUUGGCAGAUACAGCCUGGAGGCCAAGUCCAGCCCACCACCUGGUAAUGUACAAACUCCAAGGUAGGAAUGGUUUCUGCAUUUUAAAGAAGUAAAAAAAGAGCAAAAGAAUAGUAAUGUUUUGUGAUGUAUAAAAAUCAGAGGAAAUUCAAAUUUCAGUGUUCCUAAAUAAAGCUUGGGAGCACCAUUCAUUUACAUACAGUCUAGCAGGUUUUGUGCUAUGACAGAGACCGCCUGGCUGCAAAGCUUAGCUGAGUUCCUGUCUAGCCCUUAGAGAAGUCUGUCGACCCUUACCUCAUGUCCCUCUUACCUUUGUGUAAUUAUUAUUAUUAUUAAUUUACUUAUUUUGUUAUUGAGAAUAUACACAGCACAGCAAAACCUACGCCGGUGCUGCAGUUUCUCCGUGCACAGUUCGGCAGCAUCGAUUAUGUUCUCUGAGUCGUGCGUCCAUUCUCCCCCUCCUUUUGCAGAUGUUCCUUCCCCUUAACAUCUCACUGCUGCCUAAGGUUGCUGUCUGCUCUCUCAAGUUGCUGUUGUCAAUUUGGUCCUAUACACACAUAUCUUAAUAGAGCAUAAUGCUCAAGGCAGGCAUUCUUUACAAGUCAAGCUAAACUGUCAUUUGGUUUUUAGAAGACUUCAGGGGAUAUUUUUGGCUUGAGGUUUAAAGAUUAUCUCAGGACAAUAGCUUUGAGGGUUCAUCCAGCCUCCAUGGUUCCAGAAAAUCUGGAUUCCAUAAAAAUUUUAAAUUCUGUUCUGCAUUUUCAUACCUUCAUCAGGAUUCUUCUAUAUAAUCUUUGAUCAAAAUAUCCAGUAAUGAUAGCUGGGCACCCUUCAGUUCUUCUGAUGUCAUGGCAAAGAGGCAGUUGUUCAGGGAGGCAGUUAGCCACACAUUCCAUGUCCUCUUCCUAUUCCUGAGGCUGGUGCUUGCUCUGUUGCUCCAGGCAGAUAGAGACCAGUUGUGCCUUGAAUAGCCAUUUACAAGCUUUUAAGACCCCAGGCACUACACAAUGAACCAAGAGAUAGAACAGAAGCACUAAACAUGUUAUUAGGCCAAUUUACUGGGAUGUCCGAUGAAACCAUGACCCUAAACCUCCAAACCAAGGAAUCAGAUCCCAUGAGGUGUUUGGUUGUACUUAGGCAGCCUCAGCAGCUACCUGUUUUUUUUUUUUUUUUUUUGGAGGGGGGUCGUAAAUACAUCUACCAAACAACUUUGGCCAGUUCAACUUUGAGGAGCACAGUUCAAUCCAUCGCAGUCCCUUAGAUAAUCUCAGUUGAGUGUGCAGUCUGAUUUUUGCUAGGACCCUGAUUGAUAGCCUAGUCUGUAUGCACAUGCCCCAGUUAUUCCAGAACAUUCUUUUACAGUCAAGGCCCACGCGUUGUAUUUGGUUUUAUAUCUCUUGACUCUUCACCUAGAACAACAUCAUCACGUACUUCUUGUCCUCCAUGACUUUAGCUUGUUGACAAGACUGAGUCAUUUGUUCUGUAAAAUGUUAACUGUGCCUUCUGGUUCAUAAAUCAGCCUCCUGAGGAGUCAGCUUCAUCUAUUGCCCUCUUAUUCUGGGAGUCCCAAGAUUUGGCUUAUAAACAUCCCUUUCAUUAUUCUAAUCUCCUACCCACCCUUCUUUCUGGUUUCUAUAGGUUUUGCUUUUUGGGAGAGUCCUUGGAUUUUGUUCCAGUUCUUUUAUUGAUUUUAAAAAGAAAUUUGGUCAUCACAUUGCUUCAUUCUAAGAACUUUCUUGUUUUUUGCUCAUUUUGAUUGAAGUAUAGUAUACAACUGAAAAGUGCACAUAAAGUGCACACACUGAGUUUUUCACAAAUAGAACAUGCGUGUAGCAGUGCCCUUAAGAAAUGGACCAUUUACCAACACCUGCAAAGCCCCCCUUCUGCUCCCUUGCAGUAGGCGCCUCCCCGCUUAAGGGCAACCCCAGCUUGACUUAAUAACAUAUGGUAGGUUGGCCUUUUGUUGUCUCUGGCUUUAUUUACUUGAUGUAUUUUUGAGAUUCAUCCAUGUUGUUGCAUGUAGUUAUGUAUUGUUCCUUCUCAUUGCCCUGUAGCAUUCCCUUGUGUGAAAAUGCCCCAAUUUAUCUGUUUUUACUGUUGAUGGGUGUUGGGUAAUGUCUUAGUCUUCCAGUGCUGCUUUAAUAAAAAAUAUGACAAGUGGGUGGCUUUAAAGAACAGAAUAUUACUUUUUCACAGUCUCGGAGGCUGAAAGUCUAAAUCAGGGUCCCAUCUGAGACACAGCGGAGACUCUGUGGGCGUCUUCCCUAGUUUCUUGUGUCUUCUAGAAGUCUUUGGCAUUCCUUUGCUUGGAGACUGUCUUAGUCAUGUAAUGCUGCUAUAACAGAAAUACCACAAGUGGAUGGCUUUAACAAAGAGAAAUUUAUUCUCUCACAGUCUAGUAGUUUAGAAGUCUGAAUUCAGGGCACCGGCUCCAGGGGAAGGCUUUUGCUCUUUGUUGGCUCUGGAGGAAGGUCUUUGUCAUCAGUCUUCACUUGGUCAAGGAACUUCUUAACACAGGGACCCCGAAUCCAAGGGAUGUGUCCUCCUGGCCCUUCUUGCUUGGUGGUAAUGAGGUCCCCCUAUUUCUGCUUCUGUCAUUUAUAUCUCAAAGAGAUUGACUUAAGACACAACCUAAUCUUAUAAAUUUGAGUCCUUUAUCAUUAACAUAACUGCUUCUAAUCCUACCUCAUUAACAUCAUAGAGGUAGAAUUUUCAACACGUAGGAAAAUCACAUCAGAUGACAAAAUGGUGGACAGUCACACAAUACUGGGAAUCAUGGCCUAGCCAAGAUGCCACAUAUUUUGGGGGGCGGGGGGAACACAAUUCCUUCUGUAACAGAAACAAUCUUUGCUUAAUGCCUGCCUUCCCGUUUGUUCCUGUCUAUUCUGCUCUUUUUGUAAGACAUCUCACAGAAGUGAUUGGGUUUAAGACUCACCCUUGUCUGGUAGGAUCUCAUUAACAUAUCAGAAGAAAACCCUCUUUCCAAAUAGGGUCAUAUUUAAAGGUACGUUUUUUUUUUUUUAGGUUAGGACUUAAAUGUAACUUUUUGGUGGACACAAUUUAAUCCUUAACAGGCAGUUGCUGAUUUUUAUGUUAGGAACAGUCCUGCGAUAAACGUUCUGGUAUGUGUUUUUUGGUGAACAUUUCUGUUGGGACUGGAAUUACUGGCUCCUUGUUAACGCUUGUGUUUUGCUGUAGAUGGCAACAGUUUUUCAAAGUGGUUGUACCAAUGUAAACUCAGCGGUGCCCGAGAGUUACUGUUGCACCAUACAGUCAACUGGCACUUUCUUUUUCACCUUAGCUAUUUUGGCAGAUGUGUGAUGACAUUACCUUGUAGUUUUAGUUUGUAUUUCCUUGAUUAAUGAAGUUGGGUUACUGGAUGUUUGUAUUGUUGGACAUGAGCACACUUGGAUGUGGUCAUCACACUACUUUCUGUGAAAUGUCUGCUCUAGUCCUUUGCCCAUUUUUCUAUUGUUGUUGUUGUUAGGUGCUGUUGGUUCUGACCCAUAAUGAUCCUAUAGGACAGAGUAGAACUGUCAAAGAGGGUUUCAAAGGAGUGGCUAGUAGAUUUGAACUGCUGACAUUUUGGUUAGCAGCUAAACUCUUAACCACUGUGCCACCAGGGCUCCCAUUUUUCUAUAGGGUUGUCUUUUUCUUACUUCUUUAUGAAUUCUCUAAAAAUGGUAAUAAAGUCCUUCACCAAGUUUUAAAAAUAAACCCUGUAUUUGUAUGGCUACAGUAUUUUGUCAUUUUUAUAGAAACACUAGCAUUUAUGUGAAGAAGAAUAUUGCUUUAAAAUACCGUUUUUUACCUUUAUUUUCUCCUGAGCCACAUUUCUAAGAGGUGGUGGUGGUGGUUUUUUCUCUGUUUUGACACAGAGUUAACUCUCUUUUCAUCUUCCCCUGAAGUUUCCACUCCCACGCUGUAGGCGGAGUGCCUCUGACACAGUCUCACAAAUGCCUUACUGGUUUCUGUCUCAGGGGUAGGGACUCCGUUCUUGCAUGUCAGCCGCUCCAGAUUCAGUGUUCUCCCGAUAAGUCCACAAAGUCUCCCCUGGCCAGAAACCAUGGACUUUAAAGGUGUCUUCAGUUUCUUUCCAGUGGAUAGCACUAGCAACUCGUGGUCCUCGUGGGGGCCAUUUUUAAAAGAAUUUUUUUUUCCUUCAGAUUUUAAUACCUCAAAGUGGUAUGCUGCUAUAACAAAAACCUAAAAUUGGGCAUGGCUCUGAAACCAGUACAAGCUGGAAGGACUUUGAGGAGAGUGAGUUGGCCCCUAACUAUAGCGAUCCCAUCCCCGAUGGAACAAAAUGCUGCCUGAUCCCACGCCAUCCCCAUGGUCGGUUGCGGAUCGGACUGCUGUGAUCCAUAGCAUUUUCAUUGGCUGAUUCUUGGAAGAAGAUUGCCAGGCCUUUUCUCCUAGUCUUUGUCUGGAAGCUCCACUAAAACCUGUUCAACAUCACAGCCACAUGCGAGCCUCCACUGACAGAUGGGUGGUGGCUGCACAUGAGGUGGACUGGCUGGGAAUUGAACCCAGGUCUCCCGCAGGGGAGGUGAGAAUUCUACCACUGGACCACUAGUGUCCUCUGAGGAGAGUUUUAGUGAACAUCUAGAGUGCUUUGAAGGGUCUUGGGAGAAGCCUGGUGGCCUCCGGAGGCUGCAGGUGAGGGCUCACUGGAAAAUGAGGAGAAUGAUUUUGGAAACUUGAGGACAGGGGACCCUUGUUAUGCAGUGACAGAAUGUGUAGCAGCCUUGUCACCUGCAGUAACAUGGGAAGUAAAAAGUACUAAAUUAACUGGGUGGUCUAACUAUAGGGACCUCCCAGGCAAGUGUUGAAGGUCCUAGGUGAUUUCUAAGGAGCCCUGGCAGUGCAGUGGUUAAGCACAUGGCUGCUGAUCAGGUCGGUGGUUCAGACCCACCAACUGCUCCGUGGGAGAAAGCCCUGGCGACCUGCUAUGGGGCAAUUCUGCUGUGUCCUACAGAGUUGCUGGGAGUCAGAAUAGACCACAAUGGCACACAGCACCACCAUCAUCUGACUUCUUACUGCUGCUGAGAGUAAAAUGUAUUAGGAGAGAGAGAGAAGGUCAAGGAAGGUCUGUUCCAUAAGGGAGCCAGGACUGGAUGGCAAACAGUGCCAACAAUGAGAAGAGGCUUCCGAGCACCUUAGACAGUGCUUUCAUAAAUCUUUUUAUACAUAAGCAUUUAAUGCUAUACAAUUUUCUCAAAACGUGAGUUCACCUUUCUUCUUUUUCUGACAUAAGCAUAUAAUGCUGUAAAGCUCUCCUGCAAUGCUGUUCACCUGUGUCCACUAUGUGUUGACACCCCUCUUUCUGACUUCCCUUGUGGUCUCCUCUUUGGAAGUGUGGUUAAUUCCCAAACGCUUGGGUUUUCUCUAGAUUUUCAUUGUUCCUGUUACGUGAUUUCUAGUUUAAUUCCAUUGCAGUCACAGAAUACGCUUUGAUUUCAUUCGUUUUAAAUUUAUUGAACCUGUUCCAUGGUCCACUGCAGUGUUCCAUGUGCACUUGAGAAGAAUGUGCACCCUGUGGCUGUCGGGUCAAGUGUUCUAUAAACACCAGUUAGGCCAAGUUGAUGGUAGUGUUGUUUACUAUCAGCUUGAAGUUGCUAAUACAGUAAAACCUGCAAAAGCCAGAAACUGUGUAAGGCAGAAACCUGUCAGCGAAGGAAAACUCAAAUAUUUCCCCCUAAAAGGAGAGAUAGCAAAGUGAUAAGACUGUAUGCACCCCGUUGAAGCCAGAAGACCUGUGAGACCUGGAGAAACCAGGCAGCCCCGUCGAGUUCUGGCUCUCAAAGGUUUCACUGUAGUUUGUGUACUUCUGUCAGUUGCUGAAAAGAUCCCUGGGUGGUGCAAACGGUUUGCGCUUCACUACUAACCUAAAGGUUGGCGGUUUGAACCCACACGGUGGAACCAGGGAAGGCCUGGGGAUCUGUUUCCAUAAAGAUUGCAGUUCUUCUGUCGAACACGUGGGGUUGCCGUGAGUCAGAUCCAUUUCACAGCAGCAGGUUCAGCAUUUUUUUGGUUUAACAAUUACUGAGGGAGCAGUAUUUAAAACAUAACUAAAAUAGUGAAUUUGUCUAGUUUUUCAUUCUGUUUUAGAAAAUUUUGCUUUGUGUAUUUUAAAACUCUGAUAUUAAGUGCGUACACACUAGGGUUAUUAUGUCUUUUUGACAAACGACCCAUUGAUUAUUAUGAAGUGCCCCUCCUUGUCCCUACUUGUAGUCUGUUCUGAAGUCUGAGUUGUCUGUUAUUAAUAUAGCCACACCCACUUCCUUUUGAUUAGUGUUAGUGUGGAAUAUCUUUUUCAUCCCCUUAUUUUUAACCUAUGUGUUCAUAUUUAAAAUGGAUUUCUUGAAGACAGCAUGUUUUGUCUUUUUAUCCCAUAAAGAUUAGAUUUCGAUAGAAAUAUUACGAGUCACAUAUAUAAUUAACAAAAAAAUUUUUAGUAGUCACUUUAAAGCUUAAGAAAAGCAGUGAAAUUAAUUCUGGUAAUAUUUCAUUUAACUCAAUAUGUAAAAAAUAUUAUCGUAACGUAAUCUUUAUAAAAGUUAAUGAGAUAUUUAACAUUUUGUUUUUUAUCCUCAUCGUUAGAAGUCUGUUUUGUAUUUUACACCACUUUUCAAACCGGGCAGCCACAUUCAAGUGCUCAGUAGCCAGGCGGUGAGUGGUAGUUGUACUGGGCGCGUGGGUUUAGGCUAUUUACAUACAAUGUAACCCUCAAUACGGUUGAGUUUAAGCCUGUCAUCUUGUAAUUUGUUUUCUCUUCGUUCCCCCCCCCCCUUUUUUUUUUUGGUUCCUUUCCCUCUUUCCUAGCUUUCUGUGGGAUGAAUUUGAAUAGUUUUUUUUUUUUUUGUACUUUAGAUGAACAUUUACAGAACAAACUAGUUUCUCAUCAAACAUUUAGUACCCACAUUGUUUUAUGACCUUGAUUAACAACCCCACGACAUGUCAGCACUCUCCCUUCUCAACCCUGGGUUCCCUAUUACCAGCUUUCCUGUUCCCUUCAGUCUUCCAGUCCCUGUCCCAGGGCUGGUACACUCCUUUAGUCUUGUUUUGUUCCCUGGGCCUGUUCAGCCUUUGGCUGAAGGGUGAACCUCAGGAGUGAUCUCAUUACAGAACUGAAAGGGUGAAUAGUUUCUAAUGUUCCAUUUUAUCCUACUCUUGGGCUAAUUAACUGUAUGUCUUUGUUUCAUUUUUUUAGUAUUUGCAGUAUACACCUUUAACUUACCACAGUCUGCCUUCAAAUGACGUUUUACUCCUUCGUGCGUAGUAUAAGAGCCUUACAGCGUAACACCUCUUCUGCUUUGGGCUAUUGUGUAGAAGAGACACUGCUAUACUUAGCAACACCUGUGUACAAGGCUGGUCCUGGGCUGCUGUCUGGGAACUUGGCUGUUAAGCAGUUCCUACACUGAUAGAAAACUUUCUCUAGCUGAUAAGAUGGCUCACUGUGCCUAAACCAUUUGUGCAAACAAUAUGGUUCAUACUGAAAAUCAGCUUUCCUUCUGGGAGUUUGGCAGAGGUGCCCGCGUAACCAGCCCCCAGUGAAAAGCUUGGGUAUCGAGUCUCUAAUGAGCUUCCCUGUAGACAAUACUUCACAUGUGUUGUCACAGCUGGUUACUGGGAAAUGAAGCUUGUCCUCUGUGGCUCCACUGAGGGAGGACUCUGGAAGCUUGUGCCUGGUUUUCCCAAGACUUCACCCCAUGUGCCUUUUCCCUUUGCUGAUUCUGCUGUGCCCCUUCACUGUAAUAAGUGUUAGCUGUGAGUAUAAUUAUAUGCUGAAUCCCGGGAGUCCUAGAGAACCCUAAACCUGGGUCUUAGGGACCCUGGAACAAUAGACCUACAUUUACUUGUACAUAUGUUUACAAGCAGCAAUACACAGUUAUUUUUUGCUUCAUACCUGUUUUCUUAGGUUGGUUUCUCUAGAGAAACAAAACCAGUGAAGCAUAUGUAUAUGUAUGUCUAUAUAUACAUAUAUGGGUGUGUUUUUUUUUUAUAUAUAUAAAUUUUUAUAUAUAUAAGAGCUGUGGUUGCUAACCAAAAGGUUGGCAGUUUGAAUCCACCAGCCACUCCUUGGCAACUCUAAGGGGUAGUUCUACUCUGUCCUGUAGGGUCACUAUGAGUCAGAAUCAACUUGAUAGGAAUCAGUUUAGAGGCUGGCAAAUCCCAUGUCUGUGGGUUAGGUGUCAGGCUGAAGGCUUCUCCUGACACACGUAGCUGCAGGGACUGACAAAUCCAAGAUUGGCAGGUCAGACAGCAGGUCGCUGGCUCAUAGGCUGCAGAAGCUGAUGAAUCCAAGAUCAGCAGGUAAGAUGGCAGGCUGCUGGCUCACAAGCUAUGGAGGCUGAUGAAUCCCAAGAUGGGCAGGCAGUACGACAGGCAGCUGGCUCAAGUCCUAAGAACGGGAGGUCAGAUGAUGAGCUGAAUGUAGAGCAAGCAAGUGAGCUUUACCGGGACGGCCAUAUAUAUGUUGGUUGCAGGCCACACCCGAGAGUAAACAACUUUUACAACUGAUUGGCUGAUCACAUCAGUUCACAUCAUAGAGGAUGACUACAUCAUUAUGUAACUGCCAAAUUACAUCAUUACAUAACUGCCAAACCACCGAGAAUCAUGGUCCAGUCAAGGUGACACACAACCCUAACCAUCACACCCAUGCUGUUCCACCCUGUAGACACCGGAUACGUGUGGUUAUUUAAAACACCUAAAACACAAAAUUAAAAAUUCAGUUUCUCAAACUAGCCACAUUUCAAGUGCUCAGUAGACAUAAAAGGCUAGGGAAGGGCUGCCAUGUUUGGCAAGGCAGAAAUUGAAUAUUUUCAUCAUUGCAGAAAGUUUAUUAGACAGUAAUGUUUUUGUCAUUUCUAAGGAGUCUGAAAGUGAGAAAAAAGUGGACAUUUUCCCACACUUAUCAUUUCCAGUGUUCAUACUUUUGUGUAGAACUUCUUGAAAAGCUUCUCGUAGGGCAGCUAGUGAAGAGUUUUCUCAGUCUUUUUUAUUCCUGUUCUAAAAGAAUAGUUCAUCUUCAUUAAAAACAACAAAACACUUUUUUUUUUCUGAGGUAAUUGUAGAUUCAGAUACAGUUGUAGGAGAUAAUGGAGAGGUCCCGUGUGCCUUCAUCCACUUUCCCCCAAGGGUAACAUCUUGGAUUACUAGUACAAUGCCACCACCAGGAUGUUGACCUGGCUACAAUCCAUUGCCCUUAUCUGGUUUUCACCAAUUGUACAUGCUCGCAUUUGUGUGUGUAUUUAAUUCUCUGCAAUCUUAUCACCUGUGUAGAUGUGUGUGACUACCUCCACAGUCAAGAUCAGCACAACCCAUCACAGAGAUCCCUCAUGAUACUUUCAUAGCCACAGGCACCUCCCUUUCUCCUCCCUCCACUCCACUCUAACCCCUGGCAACCACUAAUGUGUCUUCCAUAGCUAAUAUUUUGUCAUUUCAAGAAUGAUACAUAAAUGGAAUAAUACAGUACAUAACCAUUUGAGAUUGAACUUUUUAUUCAGUAGACUUCUGAAGAUCCAUCCAAGUUGUUAUGUGUAUCAAAUACUUUGUUUCUUUUUAGGGCAUAGUUGUAUUCCAUGGUGUGGUUGGGCCACACCUGUUUAAGCACAGCUUGUUUUCCUGGCUUCUGUGGUGUGUGUCUGUCAGCAGCACGCAAACAUAUAUUUUGGGCUAUUGUGCACAAAGCUGCUAUGAAAUUCAUGUACAAUUUUUUUUUUGUGAGCCUAAGUUUUCAUUACUCUAGGGUAGAUCCCCAAGUGUGCAAUUGAUGAGUUGUUUAGUAAACACAUGCUUAGUUUUGUAAGUGAAGUUGUCAACUUCAUCCUACUUAAUCAACAACAUCCGUGGAAGCUUCAGUAAAGAAAUAAACAACAUGUUGUAUUGGGGUAAUCUGUUGCAAAAGACCUCUUUAAAAUUUUAUAAAGCAAAAAGAUGUCACUUUUUUAUUUUUUUUUUGAUGACUAAGGUGUGCCUGAACCAGGCCAUGGUAUUUUCACCCGCCUCAUAUGCAUGCUAAAUUUGGACAGUGAAAAAAAACCAAGGAAGGCAGAACUGAUCUGUCUGAAUGGUGGUGUUGAUGAAGAAUAUUGAAUAUACUGUGGACUGCCGAAACAAUGAACAAAUCAGUCUUAGAAGAAAUAUAACCAAAAUGUUCCUUAGAAUUGAGGAUGGUGACACUUCGUCUUGCUUACUUGGGACGUGUGGUCAGGAAAGACCAAUUGCUAGAAAAGCAUGUCAUGCUUGGUGUAAUAGAGGGCCGGUGAGGGAAACCCUCAGUGAAAUGGAUUGACAAACUAGCCACGGCAGCGGGCUCAAACAUACCAAUGGUCAUGAAGAUGGCGCAGGACUGGGCAACGUUUCAUUCUGUUAUACAUAAGGUCACCAGAAUUGGAGCUGCCUUUGUAGCAGCUCUCUUAAGUCAUCUAGUGCUGCUAUAACAGAAAUACCACAAGUGGAUGGCUUUAAUAAAGAGAAAUUUAUUCUCUCACAGUCCAGUAGGCUAGAAGUCCGAAUUCAGGGCGCCAGCUCCAGGGGAAAGCUUUGUGUCUCUGUUGGCUCUGGAGGAAGGUCCUUGUCAUCAAUCUUCCCUUGGUCUGGGAGCGUCUCAGCGCAGGAACCUUAGGUCCAAAGGACACGCUCUGCUUCUGGCGCUGCUUUCUUGGUGGUAUGAAGUCACCAUGUCUCUGCUUGCUUCUCCCUUUUAUGUCUUAGAAUGGCUUAAGACGCUACCUAAUUUUGUAGACCUCAUCAAUAUAACUGCCACUAAUCCAUCUUAUUACAUCAUAGUGAUAGGAUUUACAACAUACAGGAAAAUCACAUAAAAUGAUGGACAAUUAUGUAAUCAUACGAGGAAAUCAUGACCUAGCCAAGCUGACAUAUUUUUGGGGGACACAACUCAAUCCAUGACAGCAACUAACAAGAAAAAUUUGUAUGAAACUACAAUAUACUUUUCCAGAGUGGCUGCACCAUUUUAUAUUUCCCCCAACAGUAUAUGAAAAACCCGGUUUCUCCACAUUUUUGCCACAUUUGGCGUCAAUAUUUUUUUGUUAGCCAUUUUGAUAGGUUUGUGGUGAUCUCUCAUUGUGGUUUUGAUUUGCAUUUCUCUUGUGGCUAAUGAUGUUGAGCAUCUUUUCAUGUGUGUUGGCCAUUUGAAUAUCCUCUUUGGUGAAGUGCCUGUUUCUGGUAAAUUUUGAUUGAAUGCCUGAUGUCCGUUUUUCAUUGUUGAGUGCUAAGGUCCAGUGUAUUCCUUUAAAGGAUGUUUCACGCUUUCUGGCAGGCAGUUAAGCUACUUGUGGAAUGAUCUGAUCCUUUCAGGGUUUGUUUUUAAGCUCAGUUAGGCAGGUCUAGAGUAGCCUUUAGCCUAGUGAUAAUUUGGUCCCACGUCUGUGGUGUGGCCCUCCUGGUGUCUGUUGAAUGCCACCCUCUAUGUUCAAUGAAAUCUCUGUGAUCUGGCUGGAGGGAAGCAAGUGAUUCCUGGAAAUUGUCUUAAACUUUCGGGGAUUUGUUACUCUCUUCCGGCCUCGUGGGGUUUCACUCACAUGUGCAGGUUGGUAUUCAGCCAAACUCUCAGGUGUUGAGGUUGCUGCAUACAUUUCUCUUUAUGUCUGUAGUUCCCCCUUUCAGGCACUGUGUCCCCCAAAUUCUAGCUGCCUUGGCCUCUGUGAAUUUUAAUUUCUGUCUCAACUCAGGCUGUUGGACUGUGGGCUUCUUCCUGUGCCGUGGUCACAGGAUUGCUUCCAGACACAAACCCUAGUGGAUGGUAGGUCUCACCCCAAAUGUGCCCCUUUUCCUAGGGAUCUCAGACCUGUGCUGCCGGUUUCCCAGUUGGUCACAGUGGGGUGGUGGUGCUUCUGGACCAUCUUACUCCCUCAGGGUGAGAAAGAGAAGUUUUUAUUGGAGUUUUAAGGUGCACUUGCCCUAUGACAAGUGAACAGCAGUGUCCCUUCUUUGAGUUCUCCCUGGAUAUUCUUUGCCAGGGUGCCUACAGUGUUUUUCUGGGGAAGGUGGAGGUUUUGAAGGUGAUCUUCCUAGCCGUCCACCUAUAAUACGACUCGCAGUACAAAUAAUGUGAUUCUGAAUGUGCGGAAUGAGCAUGAAUUUUCAAGUUUGUCUUUUGAGUUUUUAAAGGUUGUUUUCUUUUUAUUAGCUUUUUUUUUUGUAGUCUAAUCUAUCAGUCUUGUUUUUGAUUUCUGGGUGUCCUGUGGUAUUCAGAAAGACUGUCUCCAUGCACCCUACCUUGGGAACCGUCUGUUGAGGAAGGGGAGAAGUGUGUUUUUUUUUUGUGGUAUUCAGAAAGACUGUCUCCAUGCACCCUACCUUGGGAACCGUCUGUUGAGGAAGGGGAGAAGUGUGGAACUGUAGACGGAACAAAAUCCUGAUGUGUGGGGAAGAGGGGUUGACGGGAAGUGACGGUGUGGCGGGGCUGUGACUUCCACUUCACAAGCCCUUUUUUUCCCCCCAAACUUCACUUGUUAUCUGUGAAAUGGAAACAAGGUGGUCUGCUCUAGGAUUCACGGUGGGAUUUGACAACUUCCGAAGCAGAAAAUUGCAAGCCCUACAUUUGGUGUUAUGUUUCUCUCGUUCCAACUCCAUGACAAAGAAAUGAACAAACUAAAAUAAUAAAGCUGUUGUCCUUGCUCCUCUGGCUCGUUCUUUGCUGGCUGUGUGUCAGGAGGAAGCCUUCUGGGGGGUAAGGUCAGGAUGGCUAGGAACACGUCUGUCCUUGGGCCCUCAAAUGACCACCGUGGGCCAGUGGGAACAGGACGGCGACAGACGAGAUAGAGUGUCUGUCAGCCUGAGUUCCAGGGAUUCGCCAUCACUGCAAUCAGUGUUCUUUGAGGUUGUGGCUCAUGCAAACCAUUAGAGAAAUCAAAUGGAGACGAAACAUCUGUUUUAGGCAGCCUGGCUGAGAGACUUCUCCUUUUGCCAAGUCUUCUAAUGAAAGACAAUUGAGGGGAUUUGAUGACUGUGGCAAGCUUAGUCUCUCCAUGCGUCACGCUUUUUGGCACAAGCGACCUGCUCCACAAAGCAAGCAAGAUGGACCCUGCCCUUGUCCUAGGACCACACAGUCAUUUGCCUCAAUUCUCCAGCUUUCUUAAUCUGACCUCAAGAGUAGAGAUAGUGAGAUCCCCCACGUGGUGGCCCUGUGCCGAGUCAGACUCACCAAAUCAAGGCUUUUGGCUAUAGAGCACUGUGUGGACGAGUCCCUGUACUUCUGCAGUUGAUUUCUGAGUGCGCACUUGCUUUGAACCUUAACAAAAUCAUGUAUUCCAAAUAUCCAUAAAGCCUCUACCACAGAUGAGGAAAGGAAAUGAGAGUCUCCACUCCCCAUUAGGUACUUGUUGAAAAGCUAAAACAAGAAUAUACCUAAACCAGAUAAAAACAGUCCAAAGAGAAAACUAUGUACCAAAAUCACUCAUGAGUAUAAAUACAAAGAUACUAAAUAUUAGCAGUCAGAAUCCAAUACCACAUUAAGAAAAUAACAUACAAUGAACAAAUGGAAUUUAUUCUAGGAAUGCAAAGUUUGAUCAAUAUUAGGAAAUCCGUUAGUGUCAUAUAUUAACAGAUCUAAGGAAAAAAUAUAAUUAUUUCCAUAGAGACCAGCUUUUUACAAAAUUCAAUAUCCAUUCAUGAUAAAAACACUCAAGGAAGUAGGAAUUGGGGGUACUUUGUUAACACGAUAAAAUCUAUACACAUAAGUCCUACAGCCAGUGUCUCUGUGAAGGAGGACUAGAGGCAUUUCCACUAAGGCCAGGACCAAGGCAAGGGUGCCCACUUAUGUCCGCUGUUGUUGGGUACUGCCGGGGAUUGAAUCGUGUCCCCCCAAAAAUAUGUGUCAACUUGGUUAGGCCAUGAUUCCCAGUAUUGUGUGGUUGUCCUCCAUUUUAUGAUUGUAAUUUUAUGUCAAGAGGAUUAGUUAGGGUGGGAUUGUAACCACCACCCUUACUCAGGUCACCUCCCUGAUCCAAUGUAAAGGGAGUUUCCCUGGGGUGUGAGCUGUACCACCUUUUCUCUGAAGAGAUAAAAGGAAAGGGAAGCUAGCAGAGAGUGGGGACCUCCUACCACCAAGAAAGCAGCACCAGGAAGAGAGCACGCCAUUUGGAUACAGGGUCCCUGUGCCUGAGAAGCUCUUCAACCAGGGGAAGAUUGAGAACAAGGACCUUCCUUCAGAGCUGGCACAGAGAAAAGGCCUUUUCCUGGAGCCGACGCUCUGAAUUUGGACUUGUAACCUACUAGGCUGUGAGAAAAUAAAUUUGUUAAAGCCAUCUACUUGUGGUAUUUCUGUUACAGCAGCGCUAGAUGACUAAGACAGGUACCAUCAAAUUGAUUGUGACUCAUAGCGACUCGAUAUGACAAAGUAAAACUAACCCAUAGGGUUUCCCAGGCUGUACUCUUCAGGCAAGCAGAUCGCCAGGGCUUUCUCCCAUGGAGUCGCUGGUGGGUUCGAACUGUUGACCUUUUGAUUAGCAGUUUAGUGCUUAACCAUUGCACCGCCAGGGCCCCUUAUUAUGCCUGCUAUAAUUCCAUAUUAUAGUAGAAGUAUUAGCCGAUGCAGUUAGCCAAGAGGAAUCAGUUAGAGGCACAAGAAUGGGUAAAGAAGUAAAACCCUCUCUUGUCUGCAGAUGACAUGAUGGUAUUAUCUUGAAAACCCUGUAGAAUCAAUGAUAAAACUAACUCAGUAAAAUAAUUCAGUGAAUUAGCAGGAUAUAAAGUUAACACAAAUCACAGCCUUCAUAUAUAUGAACAAUAAGCAGAAGACAAUCGUAAAGAAAAAUUCUAACAAGAUUACUUAGAAAUAAGUUUAACAAAAAUGUGCAAAAAGCAAGGAAAAUUUUAAGCCAGGCUUAAAAGAUGCAAAAGAAGACUUGAACAAAUGGAAGAUGUCCCUUAUUCUUGGAUAGGACAACUAAGCAUCAUACGUGUUCUCCUUAAUUUAUAAAUUUAGUGCAGUCACCAUAAAAAUACCAGCAAGCUAUUUUAUGGAGCUAGGGAAGUUGACAUUGAGGUUCAUAUGGAAAAAACAAGCAGACAACAAGCCGGGAAACCCUGAAACAGAAAAGCUAGGAAGGGGGUAUAGCCUUACUAGAUAUUAACACAUACUAUCAAACCUCUGAAAUUAAAAGUGUGGUCCUGGCACAUGAAUAGACCAGCAAAAUAGAAAAGAAAACCCAAAAUAGCCCCAGAUAUCUAUAGAAGCUUAAUACAUGAUGAAGGUGAAUGUUUGGGAUUGAACUGUAGUCAAUAUGUGUUGAAUUCCUGGCCCUUGUUGUCAUCCUGUUUGGAAGUAAGAUGUUUCUUUUUUUAUGUUAAUGAGAGUAGAUUCUAACCCUAAUCAUUUCUGAGUUACAAAAAGAUCAGAAUAGGCACAGAGAAACAUAUGGGGGAAGACGGACGCCACGUGAGGACCCAUCUAUAAGCCAAUGAAUGCCCAACAAGGAAGGAAUUGACGUGGCUGAGCCUGUGAUUUGGACUUUUAGCCUCCAGAACUGUGACAAGACUAAUUUCUGUUCUUUAAAGCCACCCACUUGUGGUAUUUGUGUUACAGCAGCACUAGAUAACUGAAAUCCUGGGUAAAGGUGAAUUUUUUAAAAAAAUUGUUGCUGGGAUGGUUGGGUAGCCAUUUGGACAAAGAUAAAAUGAGAUCCAUAUCUCACUCCAUACACAAGAAUAAAAUCCAAAUAGAUUAAAAUGAUUUAAAAUAGAUUAAAAUGAAACCAAGUAAGUACUAGAAAGAAAUAUGGAUGACUUUCUUUGUUAACCUUGGUGUAGGGCAAAUCUUUCUAGCUACAAUAAGAGAAAGACUGUUAAGUCUGAAUUCAUACACAUGAAAAAACUUUGCAUGAGAGGAAACACCAUAAAGAAGGGAAGGUCUGAACUGACAAACUGGGAGGAAAUAUUUGCAACAUGUACCCACAGACGGAGAGAUCAUAUCCCUAACAUAUAAAGAAUUCUUAAAAUUGAGGGACAAAGGACCAAAAAUUAGAGAAAUGAGAAAAAGAUAUGAGCAGAUGAUUUAUUAAAAACACAAAUAUGACCCUCAAAUAUAUUAAAAAAUGUUCAUACUCACUCAUGAUUAACCCAGUGCCGUCGAGUGAUUAGAGAAAUGCAAACUGAGACUGAGAUGCCAUUUCUCACUAAAUCAGAUUGCCAGAACUUAAAAAAAAAAAAAAAGAAA